GAAAGUACACCGAACUCACACUAUUUCGUCUAACCGCAUUUGCAUCGGCACCGAUGACCCAUAUUCACGUUCUUCCUCCACGCAGCGAUACCCGCCAUCGAUUCCUCUUCUCUCUUCUGUCACCACUGCUCCUUUCUCUCCUCGUAUAUAGACGGCGAUCAACCGAUCAUUCUUUCGCGCGCGUACACCAUAUAUCCUCGUCGCCUCUGUCGUUCGCUGUGAGCAGAACGAGGAGAGAAGCGCGCAAGAGCGACAGGGACAAAGAUACGCGGUCGUGAAAGAGGGAGAAAGAGGGCGGACAGAGCGUGUUUAGCGCGAUGCAAGUCGGUGACUCGAUUUCGGCCGGGUAAGACUCUAUUCCUCAGUGUGUGUACGCGGCCAGUGUUCAGAUACCGGUAGAACGUACCACGCGUCUUCGAUCCGUUCCUCUUCUAUUCCCAUUCGUUCCUCGUACGGUUAUUCGUGGCUCGAACACCAACGGGCGACGUCAGUGCGAUCGAGGACCACUCUCGCGGAGGAUCAUGUGCCGCGUGGACACGUGUACGCGGUGAGACCGGCGCGGAGAUUAUAGUACUCUGUUUAUUGUGAAUUCGAACGAUAAGAAAGAAUCAAACAAAUCGUGCAUCCUGUGUGACGACUCAAGUGUGAUCCGAAACGUGUACAAUUUUUGUUUUGUCACGGAUGGUGCGCGAUUAUCACCGAUGUAUCACCGGUGUUGAUUCGAACGGAUGGUAAUACGGUUUUAAGCAUUGCUGAAAGAACUGUUGGGCACGAGCGCGAUCAAGAAGGAAAAUACCUACUUGAAGGUGGCAGAGACAGGGGUGGCGAAGGUCACGGGGUCGAGCCUAGGGGUGGCAUCAUGGACUCUCACCAGCAACAGUUUUGUCUCAAGUGGAAUAGUUUCGGUAGCAAUUUAGCGACAGCAUUCUCAAAUUUGUUCAAAAGCGAGAGUCUUACCGAUGUCACCCUAUUCUGCGAGGGAGUAACGUUCAAGGCGCACAGGUUAAUUCUCGCAGCAUGCAGCAAACACUUUCAAGAGCUGUUCGAAGGAAUGCCUCCUUCUCCCGCGGGACUGAUCGUUAUUCUCGACGGAACGAGUGCCCACAAUAUGGCGUCCCUUCUCGAAUUCAUGUACCGUGGAGAGGUACACGUGUCCCAGGAAUCCCUCAGCUCUUUCCUCAAAGCAGCCGAAUGCCUUCAAGUAAAGGGUCUGUCCAUCGAGCACGAAAAGCUGGCAGUAGCGCAGAGGCACGCCGCUGAGAACAAUAACUCGUCCACGGACACCGGGGAUGGUGGUGGCGGAAGCGGUGGUGCGAGCAGCGGCAGCGGUGACAACGGAAGCGGGAACGUGAGCGGAAACGUCAGUGGUACCGUGAGCGGUAGCGUGGGUGGCGGAGUUGUCGAUGACGUUGGCGGAGGAGUCGGCGAGGUGAGCGACAUGGGUGAAGCGGGUGAAGCGACCAUGGUGAGAAACACCAUAAAGAGGGCCCGUACGCCAGCGCCGUCUCCUGCCCCCGCUUACCCCGUGCCCAACCUCUACUCAGCUACCUCUCACUAUUACGAAACCUUGCCGAAAAGGCUGAUGAGAUCGCCCAGCGACGUGGAUACCCUGGGAAGGGCGAGUGUGUUGCGCGACGGCACUGCCUUCCGGCCCGCAUCAGCGCCGCAUCCGCUUCUUCUGGAGAACCACUUUUACCAGCCGUUCAUCCACCCUACAGAAACACCCGCGCAUCCCCACACCGCGCCACACACACCCACGGAAUUGGAACAGGAAUUGGAACGAGCGAGGUCCGAGGAACGCAGCAAUUGCGAUCUCAAGGAAAGCGUAGCCGAAGAUCUACGAAUAAAGCAAGAACCAGUGGCAAUGACCGACCGGGAAAGGGCGGAAAAACUGGCAGAAAGAUUGUCAGGCGAAGUAUAUACCGGGGGAAGGGGGUUCGAUAGUGGGCAUUACGGUUCGAAUUCGGAUCACAUGCAGCCCGGAGGACAAAUUGGACCCCCCAUGGUGCGUUUGCCGCUUGCUCAUCCACCGACUCCUGAUCUCAGCCCUGCACCCACUAAUCCCGCUAUGUGGAAUACGAAAAUGAAGAAGGCUGGCACUGUCUCCACACCCCACGGCAAGAAACUGAAGUGCCCGGACUGCGAGAAGCUGUACGGCUACGAGACAAACCUGCGCGCCCACAUACGGCAACGCCACCAAGGUAUCAGGGUACCGUGCCCGUUCUGCCAACGGACGUUCACGCGCAACAACACCGUGAGACGGCACAUAGCGCGCGAGCACAAGGCCGAGCUGAACCUGAAAGCGUUCCAACAGUCGAACCACUCGAUGUCGGACACGGUGCCGCAGUAACGGCGUCCUCGCCACCGCUGUCGUUUUAGCCGCCGUUCCCACCACCGUUCCGGCCGUCGCCAUCGUGUCGCGGCCGUCGCGACGCCACGGGAGACGGCCAGAGCGCGCCCAGCAAAGAACCGCGAGGCGCUGGAACGAGGAAGGCCGGCGAAAGCAAGCUCGCGCCCGCCUUCUUGAAUCCCGGUCAACGCCAUCCCCGUCCUCAUGAUGAAACAUCCGAGCGGCCCUCCGUGAACUGCGAUUGACAGCGACGUAAUACAUAUAUACAGAGCCCACACAGCCUUUGAAAGGAAAACGACAAAGGAAACGAUCCAAUGCGACCCGCUGUGCCUCGUCUCGGUGUGAUCUUGAUAGUAGUUGUCAAUUACACACUGCGACCCCGUCUGCAAAUCAUCGUGUUCCUUUCGUGUUAAUUUCACGGGGAUGCGGAUUCGGGAUGAGGAUACUGAAAUUAGAGGGAGGGGGGAUGUAGGAAAAAUUUGCACGCGAUGAUCCGAGCCGCUCGGAGAUUCUUUUUUUUCGUUCUCUUGUAAUUAGAUUUAAGGUGUUGCUCGAUCGAGAGUCGCGUGUGCUUCUUUCGGGGGAAAAUUUGAAAAGUCUUCGCGGAGGAUUCGGAUGCGGCAACGACAGAGGACGGUUGACCGCGAAAUUUAGAAGAAUUUAGUCCCGGUGAUCGGAUCACGAGCGAGGAAGGAGAUUAAACGAGAAGUGAAAUGAUGGAGGAGGGAAUGGAGGAAGGGAAAGGGGUUUGGAAAAAUGUCGACGUCCGAUUACUAAGCGUAUGGAAGAUUGCAUUAACAAGAGAGAAAUGUCGUUUGGGAUCAGGAGGAUGUGAAACUCGUCGCCUCGGACAUGCUACGCUACUACUACUACUACGAAUAACCAUACAAAACUAGUCAAUGAAAGUGCAACGUCGAGUAAGAGUUAUUAUUACACUGUAAAAAAAAAAAAAAAAAAAAAGAAAAGAAGAAGAGGAGCGCGAUAAAAAUAAGGGAAGGUUAGAGACGAAGAAGAAGAUCGAAAGAUAUUCACGACGCCUCAGAAGAGGGAAUAUAAUAAGCGAGUUUACAAAAAAGACGCAUAUCUCAGGUGAAUUUUACAAUAAGCCGCGAAUAGUUUCUUUUUUCUUUUUCUUUUUUUUUUUUUUCCUUUCCCUUUUUUUUUGUCGUCCUUUAUUCGGUUUUAUAUAUACAAAUAUAUAUAUAUAUAUUUCUUCUCACUCAUUAUUCUCGACCACUCCUCGCCAAAGAACGAUCAGGAUCGUUUCGAGGAGAUGUACGAAUAUAUAUAAGUAUAUAUAUAUACACACAUACACACACACACAUAUAUAUAUAUAUAUACCGAGCACAUUGAUGAAACGGUGCAAGCGUUGUUGCGAGAAAUAGUUUUUAAAUGAAUUUAAAAGCGCGUCUACCUUUACUGCCGCUACUACCUUACUUUAUUAUACGAUAGUUACGGACCUGUUACCGAUGGAUUAUUAUUAUCGAACUGCUGCCGCAUCAUCACACUCAUUGAAACGCUGUUAUAUAUUGAUACCUUUAUACCUGAUUCUUAUACCGCGAAUAGAUACAAAAUAAUUACUGGUACUAUUAUCGAUGUCGAGAGCCUAGGGUCGAGACAAGACGGGUGAUAUCGAAACUAUUUUUAACAUUUUUACGUUCACGUUAGUGCCAAAAAGAAAGAAAGAAAGAAGAAGAAAAAAAAGAAGAAUACGAUCUUAAAUCAGAAUCGAAGACGCAUUUUUCUAUUCUAUUCAGGAUAUCACGAUCGAAUUUUCGUUAUUAUUUUUUUUUUUUUUUUUUAAAUCUGCAUCUCUCGAACACAAGAUUUUGACGUACACAUACAGAUACACAUACACGAGACGAUUAUCCUUGCAUAUCUUGAAAGAGAGAAUGUGAUUAUUAAAUACCGAAACAGAUUUGAAAGCAUGCCCAUCUUUUCCACUUUAUAUAUAUAUAUAUAUAUAUAUUUUUUUUUUGUUUUUUUUUCUUUUGUAUAAAUGUACAACAACAACAACAACAUUUUUAUAAAGAAUUUAUGAGAUUAUUAGCUACAACAUUAUAAAGAACGGACAAGCUAUCGAGUUACCAUACAAUAAUACAUAUAUAUAUAUCGUAAGCCACGUGUGUAGGAUUCUUCUUGGUGAAUGCGGUUCUAAGGCUCGAGAUAAUAAGCAAUAAUCGUAAUAAGAGAAGAACUGAUCUUUCUCCUUUUCCAUAAGGACGUCGUUUUUUUAUACCUCACUGAAGAACGCAGCCUCCCCCCCUGGCAAUUCCAGGCAACUCUUGUUCCUUGUUUAUUAUUUAAAUACCUGAAAAAAAGAGAAGAAAAAAGAAAACACGAGCAAGAGUUUCCUCGAAUCGAACGGGGAGAAAAUACACGUAUCUAAUACUACAAGUUUUUUAGCGAGUACGUUUACCUGAUUGAGCGUGAAAAUGAAAAGAAAAUGCUUCGCAUUCGCUUGGAAAGAUCCUCCAAGAGAGAGGGGAGAAAAAAAAGAAAAAAAAAGGAAAAAAGAAAAACGUUGAAAAAAAAAACAUCACACGAACAAUCACUACCACUUUGUUACCUGUUUACAUUGUUUAAAUAACGGACUUUUGUCCGGAGCAAUAGAUCGAGGAUAUAUAAUAAUAAUAAUAAGGGAUAUUUAUAAUACUACUACUACUACCAAUAGAAACCAGGACGAGCACAAGAGAGCAUAGGGAAAUAUAAUGAUAAUUAGACGACCGGUUGUAUAGGAUGUGAUCAAUGCAAUAGUUUAUUAUUAACAAUUAUUAUACCUAUAGAUAGAUAUAUAGGUAGCUCCUAGUCAGGAUGGCACCACGAUAUUACUUGUUGCAGUAUUUUAUCGCGUUUAUAUACACACUUUUAUCUCUCUCUUUUGCUCCUUUCCCUCCCUCCCUCCUUCCUUCCUCCCCCACGAAACUUUCAAAACUCCAACUCCGUUCUCUUUGUUAUAGAAUUAUUAUUAUUACUAUUAUUAUUAUUAUUAUUAUUAUUACUACCGUAUUUCGUCUCCUUCCUUCCUGUUUCUUUCCUCUUCUCCCCUCACUCUUUCCUGUUUAUUUGUUAUUACGUUACAGAGAAGGAAAAGAAAAAAAGAAAAAUCAAAGUUUAUAUCUUAUAACUGAGAGUUUUUAUCUCACAACGAUACGCCUACCGUUAAGAUUAUCAAAGACAAUAGAAUUUAAUAGAUGAUUAUUUAGUAUUUAAACGGUUGUACGCGACCUAGAAUAUAUAUAUAUAUAUAUUUUAGUAAAUGGAAAUUAUUUCGUUUCGUUUUCGUUCUUUCUUUGUGUAUUAAAUUGUUCGCGUUGCACGUGUUCUUUUUUUCUUUCUUAUAUUUUUUUCUUUUUUCUUUUCACGAUCUUCUCAUAUAUAAAUAUAUAUAUAUAUAGAAGACACCAAAUGAUCACGGACGGGAUCACGCACGUCCCGUUUCGUGCGAACGUUUCUGCCAAAUGACGUAUAUACGUAUGACAGUACUACCUCAUCGUUUUUUAUAAGAAUUGCAUUACAAAACACAGGGAACACCAGAGAGACCACUAUAGAAUUACAGUACCUGUACAUUCCGUACAGCCGCUUCUACUAUUAUUCGUCCGUCGUUAAUGUCGGAAUUAUAUACUCCCGCUGUUAUUCCGUUAUCCCCUGGGAAACAGGGGAAUACGAAUAGCGUCGAUCUCUCUCUCGAAAGCUUUGUCGAGGAAAUUUCUUCUGUCUUCGCCGUUUCGAUGAUCGGCGAAACUUGAUAAAUCUAUCUUUCGCCUCGAAGAAAAAGAAUUAUUAACAUUUUUAAAAUCGAAAAAAGUUAUCAAUUUAAAAUUAAUUCUUCUAUGAGAAUCAAGGAAAUCAAGUUUUGCCUUUGAGAUCAUCUUUCAGUGAUAUAUAUAUCGGACUGUGAAUAUUUAUGAAAAGUUUAACAAAUAUUAUACGAGUAACGAUAUAUAUAAAAGUGAUCAGUUUUCGUAAAUUUCCGCAGUCCAAUCACGUAUUACCUGCUGUUACAAAUCUAGAUAUAUAUAUAUAUAUAUAAAUCGUACAAACAUUUGUAAUUAAGUUGAAUUUUUCACUUUAUAAUACUUUAACAAACAAACUGUAUAAUAUCGACAAAGAAAUUUCCAAAAAGCGAAAAGCUUCAGAGAUCACGAGUGAUAUAAUAAGCUCUACGAUUAUACGAUAUUAGAAUUUCCGUUUUUUUUUCUUUUUUUUUUUUUAUUUUAUUUUAUUUACCAAGCCGCAUUAUCGCAUACGUACAUACAACUGUAUAUGUAAUAAUCGACAACUAUAUAUACUUAUAUAUAUAUAUAUAAGUACAGCGACAUAUGAGUACGAGUACGUGUGUGCGUGUGGGUGCGUGAGAGGGUGAUGCUGCGUGACGAUUUACAUACAAUUGGGCGAGAAGAGUUGCGGCGAUUUCAUCGUUCGGCGGCGAGAUCCGAUCACGAUUUUUUUUCAGAAAAGUGCGAGGAAAAAAAAAAUUACACCGGAAAAUAUCGACUAUCGAUAAAGAAGGGGGAGGGGAGCAUGGGAAACGAUUGAAAGGAAAUAUAUGAUGAGGGCGCGAAUUAUUAAUUGACGAAAGUGAAAAAAGGAAGGGGGAGGGGGUUGAAAUGGGAGAAAAGGAUGGAAGAAAGAUCGAGGAAAAAUGAUGAAUGUAAUAACAUAAUCGUCGAAUUUUUCGAUAGGGGCGUUUUCCUUGUGCGAAAGGAAUUGUUGACUUUGGAGACGACGAUAAAUUUUAAAGAUUAAGGGAAAAAAAAAAAAAAAACUCGAAAGCUGACGUUUGAGAACGAAACUCGAGGCGGAGAGGAGAAGAAACAAUCGGGACGUUUUUCAAGGAUGGGAAAAAAAAUGCGGCGAGAGAUAUAUGGACGUUGAGGUGUGAUACCGAUCUUCUUUUGGGGCUGAAAUCGGGUGAAUUUCUCGAGAGGAUGGGCUGCGAAAACACUGCUUUAGACACAACGUAAAAAUUAAAUAAGUCUUAGGGGAUGGACGAGAGGAUCUAUUGAGGAAAAAGAAAGAAAAAAAAAAAAAAAAAAAAAA
This is a messenger RNA of Apis mellifera (honey bee), 7393 nucleotides long. RefSeq names its product zinc finger protein chinmo (gene chinmo). Gene Ontology annotation, molecular function: protein binding. The record is from RefSeq and is a predicted model, not a curated record. Gene Ontology annotation, cellular component: nucleus. Gene Ontology annotation, biological process: regulation of transcription by RNA polymerase II. Lineage: Eukaryota; Metazoa; Arthropoda; Insecta; Hymenoptera; Apidae. The transcript has 7 exons. Bases 860 to 2350 code for a protein of 496 amino acids.